GAACACAAAUCAUCUGACAACACCUGCUGUGAAUAAGUUCAAUCUGUUGGCUUGUUCUUCAACAAUUGAAGUCUAAAUACUCUCUAUUGCUCAAAUUUUUAUCUAGGGAGUGCCAGUUUGAUCAAGAAGAGAGAAUGGUUGGAAUCAAUGUUCCCGUUCCUUUUCCAGCGCCUUUCACUAAUGAACAAAAAACAUCUUUUGCCGGUGACUUCAAUUUUUCUGGAAAGGCAGGUGUGCAGUUUUACACCCAGAUCAAAAUGGUGGCCCAACAAUGGAGCGAUUUUACAAGAAUGGGGGUGCCUUCGCUCUCUGAUACAGAUAUAAGAAGCCAAGGUGUUUCUUCACUGUUGCAUCCAUCAUCUGAGAGAGGCUCUCCUAACCAAAGGGAGUCAUCAUCUAUGUCCGUAUCAUCAGAUAGAGAUUCACCAACC
This is a messenger RNA of Mangifera indica (mango), 431 nucleotides long. RefSeq names its product probable methylmalonate-semialdehyde dehydrogenase [acylating], mitochondrial. Gene Ontology annotation, cellular component: mitochondrion. The annotation marks the transcript as partial. Gene Ontology annotation, molecular function: methylmalonate-semialdehyde dehydrogenase (acylating, NAD+) activity; malonate-semialdehyde dehydrogenase (acetylating, [NAD(P)+]) activity. Gene Ontology annotation, biological process: L-valine catabolic process; thymine catabolic process. The transcript is spliced from 3 exons. The record is from RefSeq and is a predicted model, not a curated record. Lineage: Eukaryota; Viridiplantae; Streptophyta; Magnoliopsida; Sapindales; Anacardiaceae.